ACAGCCGGAGCGGCCGGUACUCGGCGCGAAGCGUGACACACAAGUGUGAGAAGAAAGAGGGAAGGAGGAGAGCAGGGGACCGUGCAGCCCUCUGUACUAAUGGACAAUAAGGAUAUUUAACCGCUUGCCCGGGGAGCGCACAGACACCGCAGUCCAUGCCUCUGCCUUGCCAGGUCAUUGAUGGGAAAUCAACUGGAUCGGAUCACCCACCUCAACUACAGCGAGCUGCCCACGGGGGAUCCGUCCGGGCUGGAGAAGGACGAGCUUCGGGUCGGCGUCGCCUACUUCUUCUCUGACGAAGAGGAGGAGGUGGACGACCGCACUCCGUCUGACUGCGGCUUCACCAAGGACCACAGCCCGGCCGAGGAGGGACCGUUCUCGGUCAGCGAGGUGGAGUACUCCGCGUUCUGCUCCCAGGAAUGCAUCUUCUCCAAACUGCGGGAGAACGAGGACUUGAAUGUGUACUCGGCCAAAACUUUGCUGACUAUGUGCAAACCGGGGGACCUGCUGGAGCUGGUGGCCGCGGCGCAAGCCCCCCACUGGGCCAUCUGCGAGCAGGACGACCAGGUCAUCCAUCUGCACAAGGGCGAGAUCCGCAAGGACAGCCUGCUUGAAAUCAGCAGCGGUCGCCACGGGAGGAUAGUGAACAAUCGGUACCGGUAUCGGCCGCUCCCCCCUGACCUGGUGAUGCAGAACGCAGCGGGACACCUGGGCUUGCGCAGCGAGGAGAUAUGCUGGACCAACUCGGAAAGUUUCGCAGCCUGGUGUCGCUUUGGGAAACGGGAGUUUAAAGCCGGGGGAGAGGUGCACUCGGCGGAGCAGCAGUAUUUCCUCAAAGUGCAUCUGAGCGGCAGCGGGGUGCACACUCUGGUCUUUCGCAGCCUGGAGGACAUGAUCCGGGAGAGGAGGCGAGUGGACGCCAGUGGAAUUCUCAAAGAGCUGUCUUUGGUUAACGGGGGCAAGGAGUGAUCAGGGAUUCCGUUUGAUAUCCUCUCCUCCACCAGCCUCUCCCCCAUCUCCCCCAUCAGCUGCCUCGUCUCCUCCAGCGCGCAAGGACGCACAGUUUCUUUUGCGCACAUACAAGCACACAGACGCACGCACAUGCAAAAAAGACCUGUUGGGUUGUUGGACUGUCUGCUUUGUCACGCACGGACCCCGGGCUGCUGUCUGGACCACACGAGGCGUCCUGUGGAAUUUCUGUUGAAAACAAACUGAGAGAGUGCGGCCACAUAAACAGACAACGCCCCUUUCACAUUAGAAAUCGUGCUGAGUGGCGGGGACGCACGAUUUCUAACCAAUCCAUUGCCCCGAACAGAGAAAUAAUCACCUUCUACAACCACAUUGCGCACAAGGCUCGGUUUGGUUUUCUGUUUUUAAUUUCUCGGGAUAAUAAUGGAAAUAAUAACAAUAAUGGCCCCUCUCUCUCUGCAAAGGGCGCCUGCUGCGGCAGACCAGACGGUGAGAUGAGAGGUGGGGUGGUGGGGGUGAAACAUAGGAUCUGGGGUGGCUCUGGAAAAGUCUCCCUUCUAUUUUUUUACUGUUAGCUUUAAGACCAUGCCACACAGCCCCAAGCCACUAACACUGAAUAGACCUCUGACAGUCCCAGGCUACACAGUUGCCUAUAAAGCGAAGUGUUUCUUGGCUUGUCCAAGCUCUCUCCUUUUGGCCAUAUUGAGAGUAUUGUCAUUUCCACAAUGCUGUCAUCAUCCUCGAUCCACAGCACUGGAUGUAUGUGUAAGCUGUAUUCCUAUUGAUUUGAGUCCCUUAUUUUUGUAUUUAAGUUUCAGUGGAUUUAACCCUGAUCUAUCUCUCUCUCUUUUGGUUCAAAUAAAUGGAGGUUGAAAUAUGAAAAUAACAACUUGGUCUAAGCAGGUGUUGUUUGGU
Paralichthys olivaceus (Japanese flounder) is the source of this 1884-nucleotide messenger RNA. It is a transcript of the gene lratd1, whose product is annotated as LRAT domain containing 1. NCBI's taxonomy places the organism in Eukaryota, Metazoa, Chordata, Actinopteri, Pleuronectiformes, Paralichthyidae. The record is from RefSeq and is a predicted model, not a curated record. Gene Ontology annotation, biological process: cell motility; cell morphogenesis.